Coccinella septempunctata (seven-spotted ladybird) is the source of this 1450-nucleotide messenger RNA. Its product is annotated as ionotropic receptor 25a-like. NCBI's taxonomy places the organism in Eukaryota, Metazoa, Arthropoda, Insecta, Coleoptera, Coccinellidae. Gene Ontology annotation, biological process: modulation of chemical synaptic transmission; synaptic transmission, glutamatergic. The record is from RefSeq and is a predicted model, not a curated record. Gene Ontology annotation, molecular function: transmitter-gated monoatomic ion channel activity involved in regulation of postsynaptic membrane potential; glutamate-gated receptor activity. The transcript has 5 exons. The coding region runs from base 1 to 1446 and encodes 481 amino acids. Gene Ontology annotation, cellular component: postsynaptic membrane; plasma membrane.
AUGGCCAUCAUAACCUUCUUCUUGUACCAACCCUCCAACAAUCGUCGUAAAAAUGUCUGCGAAGAGUAUAAGACUAGCCUUCAAAGCCUGAAGGCACCACAUUUGAUAUUUGAUGCAACAGGCUCUACGCCUAUUAAAAGAGCUGUUAAAUUCUUCACGAAAUCUUUGGCUUUACCAACAGUAAGCUUGCAUGAUGGUGGUAUAGAUGAAUUGGAUAGCUGGAAUGAUCUUGAUGUAAAUGAAAAGGAUUAUUUGGUUCAAGUUUCUUCGCCCUAUAAUUCAAUCUUUGGCUUGUUGAAGGACAUUAUUGUUCUGCAGAAUAUGACCAACGCUUUCAUCAUCUACGAUUAUUCAGUUGGUGAGUCAGGACAAAGUUCUUUCUUGACUAAAUGGGAUAAUGAAGAGUUUAUAGAUUGUGAAAUCUACAACGGAAGCAAUACACCUCCAAGGAAAAAUAUAGAUCUGAGACCCAACUUUAAGAAUAAUAAUGCAAUGACGGGUCAAUUCAAACUGAAACCUCAUUACCGAUCCUUCACCAUGCAGAUUAGCGUUGUGAAUUUUUUACAUGGGCAAAUCCAAGAUUCGACUUCUGUUGGUCAAUGGCAAUUUACUGAUGAUAAGUUGAAAUUAGAGAAUGGCCAUUUGUUGAGGGACUUAAUUGCUGCUGAGGUCCUGAGAGUAGUAGUUGUCGAGCAAAGACCAUUUUUAUUCAUGGAUGAUUCACACCCAAGUGGUUUCAAUGGAUACCUGAUAGAUAUGAUGGAAAAUAUUGGUGCAAUACUAGGGUUGGACUUCAUGAUCGAGUUGGCAAGUGACAAUACUAUUGGAGAUUCAGAUCAUGCUGGCAGUUGGAAUGGACUUAUCGGGGAUAUUUUAAAUUCGAAAGCCGACAUCGGCUUAGCUACUAUUCCAGUUACCUCUUUUCGUGAUUCGGUGAUUGAUUUCACCAUACCGUAUUACAGACCUGUAGGAUCUAUCAUGCUGAUGAAAUUGUUUCACACAGAAACAUCCCUCAAUAAAUUCAUUGACGUUAUGGAAAUUGAGGUUUGGCUCAGUAUUUUGGCAGCAUUUGGUGUUACAAGCUUGCUGAUUUGGAUUUUUGACAAGUACAAUCCGGACAGUGACCCAAAAGGAAGGUUAUUUUCAUUCAAGGAGAGCUUAUGGUUCUGUUUCCUCUCAAUGACUCCGCAAGGAACUGGUGAACUACCAAGUAACACAUCUGGUCGCGUGAUUGCAGUGGUGUGGUGGAUAUUUUCAUUCAUCAUUCUCGCCUCUUACACCGCCAAUUUGUCGGCAAUCCUCACGGUUUCUUUACUCGAAAAUCCAGUCCAAAACAUUGAUGACUUAGAAAAGGAAUAUAAACUCGAAUAUGCUCCAUUGAAUGGUUCGUUCACCAUGCAGUACUUCUCGAGAAUGGUGCAAAUCGAGAAGUUAUUUCACGAGUAAGUGU